UUGUAUUUCUGUGAGUUAUUAUUAGAGUUUUGUGAUUUUAAUCCUAAAAUAUUAAAAAUUAAAACUUAGAAGAUCCAAAUCCUUUCCAUUGUAUCCCUAUGAGUAGUUAUCACCAUGAAUUGCACAUCUAAUUUGUCUCUAAACCAGACCAGAAAAACCAAAAUUGAUCGUAAUAGUGCCUGCCCUACCCUGCCCUGCCCUUUUCAGGGAAAGACUCGUUGAGUCUACAUGUAAUGGCUACUUUCCGGUUGAUCAAUGAUCGCGUUAUAGAAGAAGUUGAAGAUCAGCUGUUAACAACUUUCUCUAUAACAAUAACAGUAAUGGAGUAUUAAGAUUUUGGGGGUAGGUGAAUAAUUUUAGGUAUAACGACCGAAUAGUGACGUUGAACUAAUUGGAUGACUACUUGUAGCGUAUAGAGAAGUUUCCUAGCAAAAACUUGGUCUUCGUCUACCAUAGAAAAGGGGAGAGAGGACUUUGACCCAGUGUUCUUGCAAGGAAAUGGAGAGGGAGAAGAGCUACAGAGAAGCUCAAUCCCUCCAUUUUACAUCUUCAAAUCACAAGGCAAACAUAGCUGAUUAAGUUUAGUGACACUCCACCGGUAUACAUAUAAUUCAGAUAAUCAAGGAGGAGUAUGGGAACCAUCUUCAGCAGCAGCAGCAGAGUCUCAAAAAAGGAGAGAUACAUGCUGUGCAAUGGAGGCCUGUUGUUAGAAGAGCUACUCCGUUCAUGUGAUGGAAAAUAUAAUUCCUUCCGAAUUUUCUCGGCCAAUGAGCUCGCACAAGCAACCAAUUACUACCACGAGCAGUUUGUUGACACUGAUUAUUGCACAAUGUAUAAUGGCUUCUUUAAUGGCCGUCCAAUAUUUGUCAAGUGUCCUAGAGAUUAUGACAAAAGAAAUGUUUUAGAAAAGGCCAUUAAUGAGGUUGUGUUUGCCUCACAAGUGAACAGCCACAAGAAUAUACUCAUGCUCUUGGGUUGCUGCCUUGAAACUGAAUUUCCAGUGCUCGUGUAUGAAUAUGCAGAAAAUGGAACUCUUUCACGUCUUAUAGGUACCGAAGGGUCUCAUAAUCACCGGCAGCUUUUACCAUGGAAUAAUAGAUUAAAGGUUGCCAAGGAGAUUGCUGAUUCUUUGGCCUAUCUCCACACAGGGUUGUCCACGCCCAUCAUCCAUAGGUGCAUAAAAUCGAGCAACGUCCUUGUAGAUGCUAAUUAUGUUGCCAAACUCUCAGAAUUCAGUUUGUCAGUAUCAAUUCCUUUAGGGAAGGAAUACCUAGAAACAAGUGUGGUGGGGACGACAGGAUAUGCUGCUCCUGAAUAUGUCGCAACCGGGAAACUAACUGACAAGUGUGAUGUUUAUUUGUUCGGAGCACUAUUGAUUGAAAUUUUGUGUGGAGAAAGGUACUAUGAUUUAUUGCGAAGGUUUUGGGAUCUAAGAGAUAUGAAUCAAAAUGAAUCUAAUUCGGUGUCAAGUGGUGCUUGUAAUUGGGUAAAUAAGGUUGAGGGAAGGGAUUGUGAUCAGGUUGCCUCAAAUCAUAGAGCAAUUGACUUGAUAUCUACCAACAACUUCCAGGAGGUGCAUGGUUGUGAUCAGGAAAUAUCAAAUGUCCUAGAGGUUAAUGACACACAUGUUAAUUCAACGUCUGAUGAUGAUUUAGGUGCUACUAAUUCAACAUCAACUAUUGAACAAGGUUUAUUCAGGGACAUGGACAUGGAAUUUCUUCAUCAAUCGAUCCUAGAGGGUGCAGAGAAGUAUAUUGGACCAGAAAACAUGUUGGAAAGUCACUUGAAGCAAUCCAUGGCAUGCUCCCAACUUGCAUUUGAAUGCGGUAAGCCUAGUGCACAAGAGAGGCCAACGAUGACAGAAGUUGCAAAAGAGCUUAGGAGGAUAAUAAGCUUCCAGUGCAUUAGCCCCACCAGUCCAUGAAAAACAGGUGGCCUCUAUCUUCAUCAUCCUUCUCUACAUAUGUAUUGUCACAUAAUUUUCAAUUAGUCUGGCAGCACAUUAGAUACAAAUUCUCAAACCCUAUAUUGAAAUUUGGGCACCUUAAUUGUCAGUAAUAAUAAUCCAGAUCCACUUCUGUGCUAAAUCAAUAAGCCAAAAUUUAUCUACUUUUUCUUUAAA
Messenger RNA from Cornus florida, 2122 nucleotides. Its product is annotated as non-functional pseudokinase ZED1-like. The coding region runs from base 632 to 1924 and encodes 430 amino acids. Gene Ontology annotation, molecular function: protein serine/threonine kinase activity; ATP binding. The record is from RefSeq and is a predicted model, not a curated record. The transcript is spliced from 2 exons. Gene Ontology annotation, biological process: protein phosphorylation; cell surface receptor signaling pathway. Gene Ontology annotation, cellular component: plasma membrane. NCBI's taxonomy places the organism in Eukaryota, Viridiplantae, Streptophyta, Magnoliopsida, Cornales, Cornaceae.